AAAAACGUCACUACGCCGGAAGUGUUGGACAGAUUAAAAUCCUCUUGUGUGACAGCAGCGGUUCGGUACAUUGUAUUUUUUUUUUUUUUGUCUUUCUGUAGGGAUGGAGGUGACACGAACAAAUUUCAAAGACAGUUUAAGCACUGUGUACAGCGCAAUAGAGGAAGCAGACUUUCUCGCAAUCGAUGGGGAAUUUUCAGGUAUUAGCGAUGGGCCCAACGUCAGCGCACUGACUAACGGGUUGGACACGCCAGAGGAGCGCUACAUGAAGCUAAAAAAGCAUUCCAUGGACUUCUUGCUGUUUCAGUUUGGACUGUGUACGUUCACAUAUGACCAGGCAGAGUCCAAGUACGUCAUCAAGACUUUUAAUUUUUAUAUAUUCCCAAAGCCGUUCAACAGAACCUCCCCAGACACCAAGUUCAUCUGCCAGAGUUCCAGCAUAGACUUCCUGGCCAGUCAGGGUUUUGACUUCAACAAAGUGUUCCGUCACGGGAUCCCGUACCUGAACCAGGAAGAGGAAGUGCAGCUGCGGGAGCAGUAUGAGGAGAGGCGGAGUCAGAGUAACGGAUCAGGAAACCCCUCCUACAUCUCCCCCAACCCAAACAAAGGCCCUGGCAGCGUCCCCGAGGAGCACAGGGAGUACAUCGGACGGGUGGUAGAGAAGGUGGAAUCUCUGUUCACUACCUCAGAGAAGACUGUGGACCUGGAGCCCUGCACUGGGUUUCAGAGGAAGCUGAUCUACCAGACUCUCAACUCCAAGUUCCCAAAGGGCCUUCAUGUGGAGACCUUGGAGACAGAGAAGAAAGAGCGGUACAUCCAGAUCAGCAAGGUGGACGACGAGGAGAGGAAGAGGAGGGAGCGGCAGAAACAGGAGAGAGAACAGGAGGAGCUGAAUGACGCUGUGGGAUUCUCCAGGGUCAUACACGCCAUCUCCAAAUCUGGAAAGUUGGUGGUUGGCCACAACAUGCUGCUGGACGUCAUGCACACCAUCCAUCAGUUCUACUGCGUACUGCCAGAGGACCUGAAUGACUUUAAAGAAGUUACUCAGUGUGUCUUCCCCAGGCUGUUGGACACCAAGCUCAUGGCCACUACGCAACCGUUCAAGGAGUUGAUCAACAUCACGUCUCUAGCAGAGCUGCAGAAACAGCUGAAAGAGAGCCCCUUCAAAUCUCCUAAAGUUGUGACGGCGGAGGGGUUCCCCAGCUACGAUACAGCCCAGGAACAGCUCCACGAGGCGGGCUACGAUGCCUUCAUCACUGGUCUCUGCUUCAUCUCCAUGGCCAACUACCUAGGUACUUUCCUGACUCCCCCCAGAGCCCACAUCCCAUCCCAAUCGAAACUCAUCCAACCCUUCGUCAACAAACUGUUCCUGAUGAGGAUCAUAGAUAUUCCCUACCUCAACAUCAGCGGACCAGACCUCCAGCCCAAGAGGGAUCAUGUUCUGUACGUCACCUUCCCUAAGGAGUGGAAGACCAGUGACCUCUACCAGCUGUUCAGUGCCUUUGGUAACAUCCAGGUGUCGUGGAUUGAUGACACGUCAGCGUUUGUAUCUCUGAGUCAGACGGACCAGGUACAGAUCGCGAUGAACACCAGUCGCUAUGCGGAGAGCUACCGUAUCCAGACGUAUGCAGAGUAUGUCCAGGGCAGGCAGCAGGUCAGGGAGAGCCAGGGCCAUUCUACCCAGUCCUGGGACGAGGACGGCUGGGUUAAACCGCACUACACCUCCCCCUCUACAGUUGGUGCUGGUCCUACUGGCUACAGCUACGGUCACAACAGGCCGUCGUUGGGGAAACGCUGCGUCAGUCCGAUCCAGGAGGAGCAGCCUACGGAGGGAGAGGCUCAGAGAUCACACGCUGACGGAUGGAGUGGCUACACGCACUCUCACACACACCCCGACACGGGCAGCAAGAAGAUCAGGACCGACGGGGUGUGUGUACGGACGUAUGCAGGAGUAGUGGACAGUAAGACGUCAGAAGGCUGGCUGAAAACUCAGUCUGAGUCUGAUUCGUCGAGCAUGAGUCCGAUCCAGGAAGAGGCGGGGUCGGAGGCGGGAGACGACGCUAGUGAUCCGGCGACGGGCGAAUGGCAACAGCAGCCUUCAACCAUUCAGAGCAAGAAGAGCCGCAAGAACAACAGGAUGAGGAAGACUGAUGGUGCAGAGACGACGUCUUCUCUGUUCGACGUACCUCAGGUCUGGUAGCGAUGGAACCCGAGAUCCUGGCUCCUUACCACCUGGGUUCCUACUUCCUACCCCUGGCCACUUGACUCCUACCCCCUAGGACCGGGUUUGGAACGAGGCCUGAAGUUUCAACCAGCUGCACUUAUCUGACUGGCUGAGAGAAACGAAGCCAUAAAUCAUGAUAGGAGUCCUCAGCAUGUGGUAUAGCAGGAUAUUCUUUAGGAAAGAAAAAAACUGUCCCAAAUGGCACCCUAAUCCGUAUAUAGUACACUACUUUUAACUACGGCCAAUAGAGCUCUGGUUCAAACUAGUGCACUGUGGAUUAUUGUGUCCCAAAUAUUUUUUUCACUGCUUUUUUUGUUGUUGCUCGCACUGUUUUUCAUUUCUGAUUGAUUGAUAAAUCCCCUGUAUCGUGAUGGAUUAGGUAGUUACCACUCUGCAUGUUGUGGCGCUACUGACAGCUGUUCAGUACA
This is a messenger RNA of Oncorhynchus tshawytscha (Chinook salmon), 2652 nucleotides long. Its product is annotated as poly(A)-specific ribonuclease PARN. The coding region runs from base 104 to 2200 and encodes 698 amino acids. The transcript has 26 exons. Lineage: Eukaryota; Metazoa; Chordata; Actinopteri; Salmoniformes; Salmonidae. Gene Ontology annotation, biological process: nuclear-transcribed mRNA poly(A) tail shortening. Gene Ontology annotation, cellular component: nucleus; cytoplasm. The record is from RefSeq and is a predicted model, not a curated record. Gene Ontology annotation, molecular function: poly(A)-specific ribonuclease activity; metal ion binding; RNA binding.